This is a messenger RNA of Gaeumannomyces tritici R3-111a-1, 915 nucleotides long. RefSeq lists its product as hypothetical. The transcript has a single exon. NCBI's taxonomy places the organism in Eukaryota, Fungi, Ascomycota, Sordariomycetes, Magnaporthales, Magnaporthaceae. Bases 34 to 915 code for a protein of 293 amino acids. The record is from RefSeq and is a predicted model, not a curated record.
CUCUUGACUUUGCACCUCCGCUGUUUCGCCGCUAUGCCUGCCAUCGCUACCCUCGUCAACCCCGCCGUCCCCGACGAAAAGAGCAUCCAGCUCUUCUACAACACCAAGGCCGGCCAGCUCGGCCUCUCGCUUCGCACCGGCGACAAGUCCAAGGGCGAGCAGGUCACCUUCGCCGCCGACAAUGACGACCACCAGGGCAACAUCCUCAACCCGUCGGAGCUCGCGGCGGCCACGUACCGCGGCGUCAACCUCGUCGUGGGCGUGACGCGGCCGCGGCUCGACGCCAACUCGGAGCAGACGGUCAACAACGUCUCCAUCGUCAGCCCCGUCUACCAGCAGCUCAACACGACGGCCAUGGCGAACCUCAAGGUCGACCUGGCCAGCUCGGGCGACUCGGCCUGGGUCUACUACCUCAACGGCACCAACGCGCAGGAGACGACGCUCAAGGAGUACGACCUCGAGACGGGGUCGACCAGCACGUACCUGCAGAGCCAGGCCGUCCUGCCCAACUCGUCGCUGGGGAGUUACUACGACGCCCAGGCCGACGGCGGCGCGGGAAAGCGCUACGUCGUGUACCAGGAGGGCAUCGAGGGGCACCUGAUGGAGUUUUCGGUCAACGACAAGCAGGGCUGGAACAUUGCCAACACCAACGACGCCAAGGACUCGACCACUAUUGGCCUGUCCUUUUUCGAGAACAAGGUGUACCUGUACUACACCGAUUCCAAGGACAACCUGCGGCGCAUCGUCAAGGUGGACGGCAAGUGGCAGAAGCCUGAUUAUCUUGAGGGCAGCCCCAAGGCCAACGCGACGACUCAGAUUUCCGUGAGCACGGCCAACCGGCUGAACCACGUGUUUUAUGUGUCGAGGGAGGACAAGCCGGGGUCGUUUACGCACCUGAAGGACAAGGUUUUGUAG